CUUCUCCCACCUAAAGCUCAGGAACGUGUCAUGUACAGGAGAAUUGUCGCGACAGCGCGACUUUAUUGACAGCUUUCCCAUCUGCUUCUUAUUUUUUGCUUUUCAAGCGUGGUUUUUCGAACCCAAGACAUGGAAUUUAUUUACCGAUCAGACUUUCGUGCAUGCUACAGAUUGUCACUCUCCCCUGCUAAGAAGUCAUAGCAAAUGGCGUACAAAAUAUUCACUUUCCAAGGCAGCAUAGCUGCCUUUCUGCUACUAUCAUCGUCAUAUGGAUUUGGCACCAUCAAUGAGCCUGGUCUUAUUGGGCAACAUUGCGAGCAUGAGAGAAUCACGAGGGCUGCAUUUGCAUGCCACCCAGGAAACAUGGUGUCAGAUGGAAGAUGCUUCGAGCCGCUCAGUCUGGACCAGCUAGCUGGAACAUCGGGACCUGAUGGAUACGUUGGCCAAGGCUCAAACGGAGCGGUUGGGGCCCCAGACAUGUUGGACCCAGUACCAGAAGGCCCGGAAGCACAUUGCGAUAAUGCAGAUUUCUUGGAUACAGCAUCGUUGGGUUUGGGAGACGUCUAUCCUCGUACUAGAGAAGAAGCGACUGCAUCAUUGCAGGCUUGCGUGAAUCAUUUGCGACUGCGAUUCGAAGAGGGGAUCGAUGCAGCCGAUAAAAUUGUUGACGAGGAAGCGAGAAUUUUUGCUCCCCAUGUGGACUUGUCCAUGGCGUAUUGCAGAUUCUCCUUCCCGGACUUGCAGAUGCAUAUGUUUUCAAGAUCUAAAUGCUCCGCCAUAGAGGGUUUCGGACGAGCGUUGCAUGGCGUUCAGGAUUUUUACGCGCAUAGCAACUGGGCAGACGAUGCAAAACCUCCAUUCGGCCUGGCGAACCCUCCCGGACUAAAUCGCAAAGAUUAUCCUGAUUUCCUCGACUUGCGAGGAGAAAAUGAGAUCAGCGAGCAAGUUCCAUACAACCUUUCCACAGGUUGUUUUGGUGGUAUUCUGACUGAUGGCCCAGAAGGGAAAGCUGGGCAUCCCCUCGAGCCAGGUUCCAAGGACUGCUCAGGCCGCAUCACUCAUCACACUCUAAACAAAGACAACGGUAUCAUUGAUCCUGUGACAGGAAGCACCGAGAGUCCUGGACCCGGUACACCACGCAGCGAUUUUCCAGGCAAUUUUGAAAGGGCAGUUUCUGCAGCCAUUAGAGAUACUCGUCGUCAGUGGCGUCAUUUUAGGGAGGAAAUUCGACGAACGUAUGGUACAGAACGUGGAAAUGUUAUAAUAUGUGCACUUGUGCGGGAUAAUCCUACCACAGACUGCUACGGUCGUCGCGUCGCGGUUAUCGAGGAUGUUGAGAUGGCAAAGGGAAAUUCCUAUCGCAUCGCGGAGAUGCAAAUGCCUGUACACAAGUGGCUUCAAGAAGAGCUUGAGGGCAAGCCACAUGAUGAAGGUCCAGGUGAAGGCAUCACUAGCCAGAAUGCAACUAAAAGUCGAGGGUCUAGUAGUGAAAUGAAUAGGGCAGCUGCAGCAGAUGCAGAAGGCGGAGUCGAGCACGUGAACGUCUUGCCUGUUGUUAACGAAGGGCUGGACUUUGCAACCGUCCUGACGGAUCUUCUGAAGAAUACGACCGGAUUGCCCACCAACAAGACUGCUAUAAUUGCCUUGACCAGCACUAGGAAUUUACAUCUCGGAGACCAGGUUACCCAUAUUCGACGUGCUGCGGAAGAGCAGAUUCGCGUGCAUCUGGGUUUGCUGCCGCCCUCUCAGCCACAUGUUGGCCCAAUGGAGGAUGUUGAGAUUGCUCUCGGCAAAGCCAAGGAGGAAGAGCUUAUCGCUGCAGUGUUAGAAACAGGCGGAACGUAUAGUGUGCUUCACAGUCAACACGCCGUCGCGAGUUUUCUCGAUCAUGUUGUUUCUCGUGGUUUGACCCAGUACGACAAUGCCCGAGACACAGCGACGCUCUUAUUGCCAGGCUUAUCCAUAGGAGACUACGUUACACCUCUUUCCGAGCCAAGACGCUUCCAGUUCGAUGCCCACGCGAUGGACAAUGUAGUAAUUACAGUCUCACCGAUAUCUUCGAAGCUAUCAUUAAACGUUCGUGUGCGGCAUGUACGCAGAAAUGCAGUCAUCACAGAGCUCGACAUAGGCUUGAGCCGAAACGCAACCUUUCGAGCAGAGGUAAGCAUCGACGAUAUUCCUCGUGGUGAUGCAUGGUUCGAGCUUGAGGUCACGCAUAUAGAAGGCGAUGGUUUACGAGGGAGCGGCUUAUUUGAGGUGAACGUAGAGUCCGAGGACGUUGGUCUAAGUGAUGCAGAUAAAUUCGAUAAGAAGAAUGGAUACAAGCAUGACGAUCAUGAUGAACUCUGAGCGGAACAGAUGACUGAUAUAGAUCGAAACUCACGAUUUCAUUCAUUAACAUACGUAUUCAGACAGAGGGAUAGCCAACCUUUUGGCAUUAGACAUUUGCGCAGCUUUUUUUAUAGAACGGUACGAAGAGCAGACAUAAAAUUAUUAUUACGCCAAGCAUAGAAACUGCCAGUUCAAUGUAUUAGGUAGCUAGAAUAAAUCUCGUCUGGUGAUUCAUCCUUCUGGUUGAACGAAAGAUACAGCUUUCAACAUUGUGG
Molecule: messenger RNA, 2606 nt
Organism: Verruconis gallopava
Lineage: Eukaryota; Fungi; Ascomycota; Dothideomycetes; Venturiales; Sympoventuriaceae
Exons: 1
Coding region: 205-2349 (714 amino acids)
Source: RefSeq, a predicted model, not a curated record